Gymnogyps californianus (California condor) is the source of this 7023-nucleotide messenger RNA. RefSeq names its product SLX4 structure-specific endonuclease subunit (gene SLX4). Gene Ontology annotation, molecular function: enzyme binding; DNA binding. The record is from RefSeq and is a predicted model, not a curated record. Gene Ontology annotation, biological process: resolution of meiotic recombination intermediates; meiotic DNA double-strand break processing; interstrand cross-link repair. Bases 130 to 5763 code for a protein of 1877 amino acids. Lineage: Eukaryota; Metazoa; Chordata; Aves; Accipitriformes; Cathartidae. The transcript has 14 exons. Gene Ontology annotation, cellular component: nucleus; Slx1-Slx4 complex.
GUGGUGGAAGGGAAUUGGUGAAAAUUGCAGGUCACGGAUGAUGCAAACCUGAGCGGAUUCUGGUAUCUCCCCUGCCCUCCAGUCCUCACAGUGUUGUUAGGCCACAGUGUUACUGGAACCUGCAGGCCAAUGGAUGAACAGGACAAUGAUUUUAAAGAGUUGUGGGCAAAUCUUUUGGGUAGAGCGAAGAAAAAAGCUGGGGAUGCUGAAGCAGCAAAGAGGGCUCAGAACAGGCCAAAGAGCACUGCAGCAAGAGGCAAAUUAAGAAGAGGCAAAGCUGCUGCUAAGAGCCAAAACCAUCAUCACUUACCAGCAGCGAAGGAAACAAACUUGCCUCAAGAUUUGGGUCCAAAGGAACAAACAUUGGUGCACAAAGAAGAUGGUGACGCUGUGGCCUGUAGUAGUGGUGAGACUGCACAAGGGGAUGGAAAGAGAAGCCCUUUCCCUGCCAGCCAGCUGAGUACAGUGGCCAGUGAGUGUAGCCAGAGGACUCUGACAGUAAAUACUCUGAGUGGCUCUUCCCAGACUACAUUAUCCUUCCAUCCUGCUACACAGCCAGGGACCUGCUCUUCACCCACCUCAAAGAUACCGCCGCUCGCAGGGUCCAAGAUGCGGGUAGCAGAGCUGGUAGUGGAAAGAAUGCAGCAGUUCAAGAGAGUGGCACCUGAGCAGCUAAAACACAGCACAGAUGAUAGUUUGCCAAAGUCUGUAGCCAGCGGGGAUUUCCCUGAUGAAAGCCAGGAGCAGAACCCACCAGAGAAUGAUACCCACCAUCUUCCAUCCAUGGAGCAUGACGGUGCUCUGGCUUUGGCUCUUCAGCAGGAAACCAAAGAGGAAGCCCUGGCAAGCCUGGAGGAUGCAGGCUUCUUUUUUUGUCAGAUCUGCCAGAAGGAUCUCUCAGCUAUGAACACAACGCGACGAGAGCAGCAUGUUAACAGGUGCCUGGAUGAGAUGGAAGAAGCACAGAUGUCGUCCUCCAGCAAACCACUGGUCCCUGAAUGUCCCAUCUGUGGGAAGCAGUUCCAAACCCCACAGAGCCGAGUCAGUCACUUGAAACGCUGUGCUGUCGAGAUGGAUGUUCCUCCUAAGCUGCUUCUUCAGGCGGUGCAGUUGCAGGUGUCCACGCUUGGUGAUACACCUCUUCAGUGUCCCGGUAACAAUCAACCAAGCAGGUCAAAGCGAAAAGGCUCCUCCAAAGAGGACUCAAAGAAAACGCAGAAGAGGGCCAAAAUGGAGACUAAGGAUGAAGAUUUGCUGGUUGCUAUGGCAAUGUCACGCUCCCUGUUGGAGCAAGAAAAGCAGGAACAAGCAAAAUCAGUUACAAAUGUGAAACCAGUGGCUGCUUUGCCAAUCAAAUGGAAGCCAGGAUCAGAGAAAAAACGGCGUAAAAGAGGCCCAACUGCACCUCCACCAUUACUGCUUCAGGACCCGGAGAAGACCCGCAAAAGGAUCCAAGAGCGAGUAGCUAUGCUGCUUGCAGAAGAGGUGGAAUUCCCUCCCACCCCUCAGCUUCCCACUAGUAGGAUUUUGGAGGAUGAAUCUGGGAAAGCAACCUGGCUUUUGCCAUUGUGCAAAACCAAGGAGUGCUUUUUAUGGAAUAUCAGUGCUCUGACGGGACCCUAUGACCCUGAAGCAUUCUACACUGCUGCAUUAACCCCUCCAAUUGUACCUUGGAAGCCUGUGCAGAAUCAUAAGCCAGAGAACCUUCUGCCAUCGGUGGGAUCUGAUCAGCCAAAAGUAUCCCAGCAAAUUCAGCCUGACCUCAGUUCUCAUGAGCCCACUGGCACAGAGGUUGGAGGCCAAACUUCUGAUGAAUCCAAGUCAGGCCCUGAAGGAGAUGGACAGUUUUUAUCUCACAGCCAGAAGGAUGUUCAGACCCUGCAGGACCUAGUUGAGUUGGCCAGGGAAGGACUUACCCUUACUCAGUGGAACCUUGAUGUUGACCACAUUCAGGCAGCAGAGCAGCAAGGAAAAGAACUGACUUCCAGUGAUACUCCACAUAGUGGCUUUGUGCCCCCAUCCAAAGAGAAGAGCCUGCUGACGAGCAGCUGUAAAAGAUCCUCUCUCAGGUUGCUGGCUGAAGAUUUCAGUGCAAUGGUCAACAACCCCCACUUAAGUGAUGUCCAGUUCCAGGUGGACUGUGGGGAAGUCCUUUAUGCCCACAUGUUUGUGUUGUAUGCACGGUGUCCACAGGCCAUUCAAGUUGUAAGUACUCAAGGGUUCUUAGUGGAGGAGGAUGGGAAUGCGCAGACACGCCGUGUGCUGCUGAGUGACGUGACAGGAGAGGCGGUGUGUGCAUUCCUGCGAUACCUUUAUGCUGCUGAUGCUGACAUCCCUGCUGAGGUGCUGCCCCAGGUGGGGGCUCUGGCUGCCAGGUUUGGUGUGAGGGAACUGAUGGCAAAGUGUGAAAACAGCACUGGAGAGAGUCAGGUGUCUUCUGGAGUGGAUUCAGAAGAUGAUCUUAUCUCUGUGAGGGAUGACAAAGAUUGUGAGGACAGAGCUGAGAACUUCCAAGACCUCUUGAAGUCAGUGUGGGUGGGUGAAGAUGAAGAAGAAGUAGCUAUGCUGAACCACGAAUGCCAGAAGGAAGAUGACAAUGGGGUGGGUGAACAGGAGCUGGAGGAAAUCUAUGAGUUUGCUGCAACUCAGAGAAAGAUGGUUCAAGGUGAAACAGAGGUCAGCGAGGGAACAGACUGCAGCAUCUGCAGUGAUACUGAGGCAGCCCAAGGUACAAACCAGCAAACUGAGGAGGAAGAGGUAAAGAGAUCUGAAUCUGCUUCAAUAAGUAACAGCUUCAAAGAUUUGAGGGAUGACAAUGAUGUGGAAAGAUCUAAAUGUGACUCGUCUGCACAAGAAGAGAAAAUGCAGAAUAUAAAUAGGUGCAAGACCGUGAGUGAUCCACAGACCACUUUUGUGCCUCACCACAGUGAACCUCAAAAAUGGGACGUAGCAUCCCAUGGUGCCACCGCUAAUGAAGGAGGGACUGUUAGGAGAUGUGAAGGUGUGAAGGAUUCCAAGUCAUCUCAGGUCUCACAUGAUGAGGCAGAUCACUGUGAAAAACAGUUUCCUAGCUUCCAGGGUGAUACUAAUUUAAAUGAAAGUUAUGAACGCUUGUUUUCUGCAACUCAGGGAGAUUACUGUGAGCCUUCCCCAAUGAAAGAAGUUAUCAAAGAGUCAGGAAAGGCUUCAAGUGAAAAACACGUUGAUGUUAAUGAUUCGCUUGUGUACAGCAAGUCACAAAAAGACCUCUCUCCAUGUAGGAAUGGUUUUUGUGGGAGUCCUCCUCCCAAACCUUAUGUUCCCCUUUUUCCUGCUGUUAGCUCUUCACCUGCAUCUCCAAAAUCAGAGAGGAAGUUUGCCAGAGAACACGUGUCGACACCAAAGCAAAACAAAAAGGAAAAAUUAUUCCCAUCUGAUGAAAUACACUUUCAGAAAGCCAACGAGCUGGAUACAGCAUCAAGAAAUGAGAACACGAUUUCUCCAGCAGAGCUUCCCCACAUUGAUUUAAACAAGCAUACGUAUGUCCCAGUGUUGUCAUCACUGGUCAUCAGAACUCAGGAUGCUGCAGCUCAGGGGAACAAGGAGGGUGAUGUUAUUGUUUUAUCUUCUGAUGAUGAAAUGGAGUUACAAGAAGACAAGAAGUCGCCAGAAUCAGGCUCUGCUCUGAAGAAAAUGGAAAUCCCUGGGCAACUGAAAUGUACAAACGUAGAACAAGGUCCUGAGAUACCAAAACCUGAACAUAACUCAUCAGUCACUGAAACAGAGCAGAGAUCUAGCCAGGUCUCAUGUGGCAUUACAGAUACAGUGCAUAUAAGUAAUGAUGUAAAGAUGUCCACCGAAUUGCCUCUCAGCAGACAGAGAGAUGCUUGUACAGAGAGCAAACGGAGUCCAAACCUGAGGCCUGAAAAAAGGCUCAGUCAUGAAAUGUCUUUAGGUACAGACAGCUCCUGGCUAGUGCCAGACACACCGGUUCUGAGCAAAAGCAGAAGUUUCUCAACACAGACUCAGGUCACACGUAUUAGUUCUUUGAAGAGUCCAGGAUCUAAACUCAGCACAAAGAACUUAGCAGCAGGUAAUAGUAACCAUGAAAUGACUGGGAAUUUAGUGAAAGUUUGUGAGACAACGUUGUCAGACAAACAUUUGCCUAUGGAGAACUCAGUCAGUGAAGGGAGCCCUUCCAGCAGCCCAACAGCAGGAUCAUUUUCCAAGAACUCCCCACCAGUUUCUUCAGCGGAUGCAGUUCUCCUCUCCCCUGGCCACACCAACAUGAAAAGCAAAUGUGCCAAGAUCUCAUUUUUAUCCAAACCUCUGCCUCCGUGCCAUGAGCAGUCAUUGGAAGAUAAAACAAAUAUCAGUGUGGUUGAGGUAGAGGACAGUGAAAAGGAAAUAAGUCUGCCUUCUUUGAGUAGUAGCGUCUUGCUUUGUGACGAGCCCCCAAUCCCCGUUGAUGACUGCUGGCAUGUUGAAUAUCUGUCACCAGUCAGAGGUAACAGCCAGGACUCCAACCAGGUCAGCCGUGCAAAGGCCAGUACUGCCAGCAGCCCCAGACCUGGCCCUUGGCAUGACCAGUGGGAGAGCCCAGUCCACGCGCAGGAAAUUAAGGGCAGUACCCCUCUGCGAGGAAGUCCUGUUGGCAGAAGAACAGCUUUGCUCUGUCUUGAAAAGAGUCCUAUUGAGGCAUGUUCAUCAGUGGGCAGUAGACCGAGUUACCUGAACUCCAAAAUCUGGGAUGACUGGAAUGGAGAAGAGGAGGAAGAUGAAUUUCCAGAGAUCCUUCCUCUGUCUCAGAGGUUGUCAGCUGCAGCAGGUGCCUGGCAGACAGAUCCCGUAAAGACUCCUGAACCUUCCUGUCAGGAGAAUGACAAGCCUCCCAGCACUCCACUGACACCAAUGCCAGCUUACUCCAUCAUGGAGACCCCACAGCUGAAGAAGGAGUUGAGCAGAUUUGGAGUUCGUGCUCUCCCAAAACGCCAGAUGGUGUUGAAGCUGAAGGAGAUAUUCCAGUAUACUCACCAGGACGUGGACUCUGACUUUGAGGAUGAAAUCCCAUCUUCCCAGCCUCCCCUACAGAAGUCCCCGGCCAGACGCUCUAGGCAGUCAAAGGCAGACCGGACUGCAGGUGGAAAGCGUGCCAAUGCCUCGAGGGCUGUGGGCAAAAGGAAGCAGGUUGCUACAGCUUCUUCAGUGCUCCCUGUGGGGAGGGCUGAUGGUGACCUUGUUGGAUCCCAUGAAACAGGCUGUGCAGCGCCCAAGGAGGGAACUAAAACGACACAUCACCCAGAAGGAGCCAAAGAGCAGAAAAGGUCAUCUGUAUCUCCAGAGAGAUGGUCUCUGGCAGCUGAUGGUGAGGAACCAAUGCUCUCAGCAUCUCAGGAGUCUGCAGUUUCUUCAGUGGAUGGAAGCGACAUCUCUCUUGGUUCACAGAGUUCUUUCGUGAAUGGAUUUGAAGCCUGUGCUUUUGCAUCCGAGGAGGAGGAAGAGGAGCUUCCAGCAUCUCAGGCAGCAGCUCGGGAGGAAGAUAAGCUGGAGGCAGUAAGGUGCUACAUUCGUUCAAACACAGCCCUGUACCACAAGAUUCUCUUUUAUGAGCCAAUUGAGCUGGCUGAGCUGCACACAGAGCUGAAACAGAACGGCAUUAAAAUUUCCAAGGCAAAGCUGCUGGACUUUUUAGAUGCUCACUGUAUCACAUUUACCACAGCCGGAGCCCGGAAGGAGAAGGAACAGAAAAGAAAGGGGAACAAAAAACAGAGGAGACGAUACUGAAUGGAGCCCACUACUCCAUCCUGAAAAUUUCGUACAUGGAGGCCUUCUUGAUAAGCUGGAAACCCCGUUCCAGGCUGGUGCUAGCAGUGGUGCUGUGAUCGGUGGGUGCACUGCUCCUCCUCGUGGCCUGCUGUCCAGAUGACAUGCUGGAGAACAGGUCUGAACUGAGCUCCCGUUCCCAGCCCUCUGCUCCGAAUUGCACAAACUCCUCCAGUUGCUGUCCUGCGUUCAGCACGCAGGUCAUCUGGAGCCUCUUUUUUCCCCCCAAUUUUCCUCCUGUGCCUUUUCUUUUCUUUCCAUUUUUCUAAUAGGUUUUAGGUCCCCAACUUUUCUUCAUGUUGGUGCUUCUAAAGGCAGGUGCUUCCCCCAGUGACACUUGCCAAGACCUUUUCCCUAGCCUUGGGCUGUGAAACGCUUCACCCUUCAAGUUCUGGUAUUCAGUAGAAUAACCUGCCUGCAAGAAACCGGUCCCCUUUUCCCUGUGUAAAGCACUGAGUGUUAGACCCCAGUGACUUCCGUCUUCAUUUCUUCAGCAUACAGUUUGCCCUGCUGAUUGUUAAGGCAGGCAGCAUUGUGGAAAUACAAUGCCUUUCUUCUGUCCUUGGUUCAAUUUGCGAUCUCUGGUAAAACUCCUAAAUCUGUGCUUCUUAAAUGGCUGCAAAACAGUGGAAGUGUUUUUCUAGUCUCUUUGUGAUGGCUCCCAAAAGUGUCCUCUGACACCAGAUGUCAUGUGAAAGCCCUUUAGAUUCGAACAUUCAGUUCUGUAUGUUCACUUGCAUGCUGGAUCUGUGUUAAAGAUACCAUCUGCUCCGUUUUCUGAGCGCCGUUUUACCUUGUCAGUGUAGCUUGAGUAUGUCGUCAACAGAGAUGUUUUUAAGAAGACAGUAUUAUAGUGACCACUGGAUCUCUUCAGCACUUCUUAUAACCUGAUCUAAACCCACUUCUCUGAUCAGUCUCAUUUUCAAACUGGACUGAUCCUAGGUUGCAAACUGUCUGGGACUCUUGGGGAAGUCUUGGACACUAAAUUGUCAUCUUUUAUGUAUUUACUUUCACAACGUCUUCUGACUUCCGUGUGUUCUGGCAGUUCUGAGUCUGCAAAGAGUCUCUUGCAACAAAAGGGACACAACACUUCAAAAAAGAAGCCAGAUUUCUAAACGUAUUUAUAUAUUUGGAACAUAUAAAUAUUUUUUCUAUUUUUGAUACAGUAUAUCCUCGGUUUUAUUUGAUUUAUAUUAUAUACAAUAAACAAUUUCUAAGGUA